This is a messenger RNA of Pygocentrus nattereri (red-bellied piranha), 1079 nucleotides long. RefSeq lists its product as uncharacterized. Bases 47 to 976 code for a protein of 309 amino acids. The transcript is spliced from 3 exons. Lineage: Eukaryota; Metazoa; Chordata; Actinopteri; Characiformes; Serrasalmidae. The record is from RefSeq and is a predicted model, not a curated record.
UGAACCAGUGAAGACUGAUGUCAGAUAUCCAGGGGGACUGCCCCAGAUGUCCACGAGAUGUUGCAGAGGCAUGUCAGACAGUCCUACAACAUUCAGAGCCCUCAGGAAUUCCAAGUGGAUCUCAUCCACCCCCGGUGCUCUGCCACCAAGGAGUUUUCCAACCACCUUGGCUACCUCAGCCCGAGUAAUGGACGGUCCCUCGCUCGGAUCUCCAAGCUCUGCCUCCUCUAAAGAAGGAUCAUUGGUUGGAUUGAGAAGAUCCUUGAAGUAUUCGUUCCACUGUCCAACAAUGACGUCUCCGGUCAAGGAACUCUUUCACCUGAAGUCUUUGGAGGUGUCACUUGAUAUGGCUCACAAAAUUGAGAUGUCAACUCGGGAGCAGAGUUCUUGUGCUGACUGGCAUCUGCUCCGCAAGCCUAGAGUAACAGCGUCACGUUUUCGUGAGGUGUGCCAUGUCAGAGGGCAUAGCUCUGCAGAGUCCCUUGCUGAACGCAUCAUCAGAGGUACCAGACAGACGGCAGAAAUGAAGAGAGGUCUAGAGAUGGAGUCCGGAGCAGCAUCUGAGUAUUGCAGGAUACUCAAUGUAAAUUACACACCAUGUGGCCUCAUCAUCCACCCAGAUGCUCCCUGGCUUGGUGCAUCCCCUGAUGGUGUCGUAUUUGACCCCACUGAAUACCCCCAGUUUGGCUUGGUCGAGAUUAAAUGCCCUAAUGUGAAGAAUUACAUUGACUGUAAGUAUCUGUAUAUGGAGUACGGAUGUUCAAAACUAAAAAAGACACAUGCGUAUUACUGGCAGAUUCAAGGUCAGUUACUAAUCAGCGGGCUUCACUGGUGUGAUUUUGUGGUGUGGGCUCAGGAGGAUUUUUUUGUGGAGCGGGUUUAUAUGGAUGCAGAUGUACAGAGACAAAUUCCUGAGAAGACAGAUUUAUUUUACUUCUACACAUAUAUGACAAAAUAUCUGUCAUUGAAAUGUUAACAUGUUCUAUACAGAAAUUACAAUCUUUUUUAAAUCAUAUGUUCACUUAUUUAACAGUAUUUGUGCUUUUGUUAAACAGCACAUUGUGUUUUUAAUGUAAAGA